This is a messenger RNA of Brienomyrus brachyistius, 2967 nucleotides long. Its product is annotated as minor histocompatibility antigen H13-like. The transcript is spliced from 12 exons. Gene Ontology annotation, biological process: membrane protein proteolysis. Gene Ontology annotation, molecular function: aspartic endopeptidase activity, intramembrane cleaving. The coding region runs from base 165 to 1310 and encodes 381 amino acids. Gene Ontology annotation, cellular component: membrane; cytoplasmic side of endoplasmic reticulum membrane; lumenal side of endoplasmic reticulum membrane. Lineage: Eukaryota; Metazoa; Chordata; Actinopteri; Osteoglossiformes; Mormyridae. The record is from RefSeq and is a predicted model, not a curated record.
CUUGGAAAUGCCGGUAGUGACGUCACUUCCAGGUGGGAGUUAAGAAAUGUGGCCUUAGAUUGUAGUGAACGGGAAGAGACCGAGGUAGCUGAUAAAUACGUUUGAAGCUCGGCUCACCAACUUAGCUUCGCUUGUUUAUUCCGUUACAUUUCUCAUCUGCGAAUAUGGCCGAUGUCGAGCAGGGAUCGGCGCUGCCGAGCGACGCGCUGUCUCUGGACGGUCUCAACGCUACAGUUUCCAACGGCACCGACUCCGUGAAUGCCACGGCGGCCAAGUUCGUCUCGUCUCCGGAGGGACCCGCGCUGGCGUACGGUAGCCUGGUCUUCAUGGCGCUGCUUCCCAUCUUCUUUGGCGCUCUGCGCUCCAUUAGCUGCGCCAAAAGCAAGAAUUCCGCAGACAUGCCGGAGACCAUCACUAGCCGGGAUGCUGCGCGCUUCCCCAUCAUCGCCAGCUGCACGCUCUUUGGAUUAUAUCUCUUCUUCAAGGUUUUCUCUCAAGAAUACAUUAACCUGCUACUCUCCAUGUACUUCUUCGUGCUGGGCAUUUUGGCCCUGUCUCACACCAUGAGCCCUUUCAUGAGCCGUGUGUUCCCAGUCAACCUGCCGAACAGACAGUACCAGCUGCUAUUCACGCAGGGAUCAGGGGAGGGCAGGGAGGAAAUAGUCAAUUACGAGUUUGACACGAAAGACUUGGUGUGUCUGUGCAUCAGCACCGUGGUGGGAAUCUGGUAUGUCCUCACGAAGCACUGGGUGGCCAACAACCUGUUUGGGCUGGCAUUCGCGCUGAACGGUGUGGAACUGCUGCACCUCAACAACGUGAGCACAGGCUGCAUCCUACUGGGCGGCCUCUUCGUCUAUGACGUGUUCUGGGUUUUCGGGACCAACGUUAUGGUGACAGUGGCCAAGUCAUUUGAGGCGCCAAUAAAGUUGGUGUUCCCACAGGACCUGCUGGAGAAGGGUCUGGAAGCCAACAAUUUUGCCAUGCUGGGUCUCGGUGACAUCGUCAUCCCAGGUAUCUUCAUUGCAUUACUCCUGCGGUUCGACGUCAGCCUGAGGAAAGACUCCCGCACCUAUUUCUACACCAGCUUCCUGGCCUACAUCUUCGGCCUGGGACUCACCAUAUUUGUGAUGCACACCUUCAAGCACGCCCAGCCUGCCCUGCUCUACCUAGUCCCAGCAUGCAUUGGGUUUCCAGUGGUGGUGGCCCUAGUGAAAGGAGAGCUCACGGAGAUGUUCAGGUAUGAAGAAUCACUGUCGGAGGCAGAUCCUGUGCCCAAGGAUGAGGCAGAGGCCGAGAAGAAGGAACAGUAACCAGCAGGAUACCCCCCACCACCCCCCCCCCAAUCCCCGCCUCUGCAUUUCAUGCACGUACCACAGGGUGGUGCUGUCCACACCUUCGUCCAUGGAACUGCCUGAUGUAUUAAAUGAUGACUGUACGGCAUUGGAUAUCCUGUAGCAUUUAAGUGGUUCGUUCAGUGUGACAGUAACCUGGUGCCUGUUCGUCCCGCCCUCGAAUCUCUCCGGGCCACUCACCCCUCAUGUGAGGUUUCUGUCAACAUCCUAAAGGCCAGAAUGUUAAAUUUGUCCGAGUGGAGUCCGGCGUUUGACGGGGAUGUGCUGAAAUGUGACCUUUCAUGGCACAAAAACAUUUAUCCCGAAUCAGCGCUGCUCUUCUUCUCUUUACAGAAACAUUUGAGUAAGAUGGUUUGUUAAGCAUCAUGGAGGGAGACAGAAAUCUCAAUAUCAUGGUUUUUUUUUUCUCUUUUCUAUUCAUUCGUCUCGUGCAUUUGGACACGCUUUUACUGUGCAGAUUUUAUGGAUUUUGCAGACAUACGUUUAAUCUCGUGUUUUUAAACUGGCACCCUGUCUUUAAAUGAAGGUGGGUGUGCAAUUCGGUAAACUAUGACGGAGCUGAAAAUGUGAAUUUGGGGACUUUCUCGUUGAUAAUUUUUCGACCUUGCAGAUGAACACCUGUAGUAUUGUAACUGGUGAGUGUCUUUUAGUUUUCGGCUGAGUUCUCAGUUUAUAGUCACUUGGGCUGGGUGUGCCCAGAGACCUGAAGUACAAGUCUUGCUUUCUGUUUAAACUUCCUCGGUUGUGUCUGCUUCCUGCCCUCCUGGCCUGGCGGGGAUCACCGUGGCACUAGUCCUAGCUGGCUGCUUGGAGUCGGUGUGAUGAUCGUGCCGCUUGCCAGGUCUAGUGCCGGCAGAGCUGUAAGCGUGAGAAGACUGUUCUGGGUGGACAAGACCAUGAUGAUGACCGUCUGUCAUGUGAGGUGUGGACUUUGCCGACACCCCCCCCCUCACCUGUGACGUCAGUGUAGACCAUCCAUACCUCAGUGGCCACUUUUCUUGUUAGGGUUCGUCCAGAAGCUGUUCCAGGAAACAUAAGGAUUAACAAGAGUUGCGAGGUGCCAUGGGUCCCUGCGAUGGGUUUCCAGCUUGCGCUAAUGACCUCUAAGGCUUAUGGUGAUAGUUCACCACAGAUAGACCAACAUCCAUCCCAUUUGAGGGUGACCUACCAAGCCUGUAGCUGCCCCACAGUUAUCAGUACAGAUGAUGACGGAUCCAGUGUCCUUCCCGCAAUAGUGGGUCGGCCUCUCCAACAACAAACAGUGCAUUGCCUGUAGUCAGGGCAUCUUUCUUGAUCGUUUUGCAGUUAGAAUUAUCAUCCUACCUUCAGCCUGACAUUUUAAGAUUCUGGCCUUUCAGGGGAUGGAGUUGGGCACCUUGUGAUUUUUUUUUUUGUUCUGCUGGGUGAGUGGCUUCAAAGGGAUGGAUGUAACGGACACGUUUGUGUUGUGAUCUCCCAAGGGUACCUUGCUUCGGCGCCGUGUACGGUGAGUUAUCCUGUCUUUUUGCUUAUGUUUUUCUCCUGAUGUAUCAAUGCAAGUGGAGGGCAGCUUCCUUGGUUGAAAAGCAGGUCCUUUUCUUGUAGUAAAGUGUGGUGGUGCCACUCUGAAGAUGCA